AUGGCUAAGGCCAUCAUCGACGUAUUGCCCAAUACAACUCACAAAUUGUGCUUAUGGCAUCUCUUACAAAAAGUUCCUGAACAUUUAGCUCAUGUUUAUAACAAAUAUCCAGAGUUUCAACAUGAAUUUAACCAUUGUAUUCAUGAGACACUCACUAUUGAGAAGUUUGAGUUGGAGUGGACUGAUAUGUUAUUGAAGUACAAGUUGGAAGAAAAUAGUUGGCUGCAGAAUUUUUAUUCCAGGAGAUCAAAGUGGGUGCCCGCCUACCUGAGAAACACAUUUUGCGCUGGAAUGUCCACAACUCAACGAAGUGAGAGUAUCAACAAGUUUUUUAAAGACUAUGUUCGGUCAAGUAUGAUGGUAAGUGAAUUCGUCCAUCAAUAUGAUAAAGCUUUGAAUACCCGUUAUCUCAGUGAGAAAGAAAAAGAUGUGAAGACAAAAACAUCGAAGCCAAUUAUGAGAACUUCUUACAGUAUUGAAGAAGAAGCAGCCAAGAUCUACACAAGAAAAUCAUUUUUGAUCUUCCAAGAUGAUUUAUUUAAUAGCCAACGCUUCAAGGCAUACAAAACACAUGAGGAAGAUGGUCGAAAAAUUUACUGGGUGGGCAUUGCGGAGAAAGAAAAGCCGGCAUAUGAAGUAACACUUGGUAGGGAGAACAACACUGUUUCUUGUACAUGUUGUAAGUUUGAAUUUAUUGGCUUCUUAUGCCAGCACAGCCUACAUGUUUUGGCAAAGAAAAGUAUUUUGGAUACUGUGAUGCAGUCAUAUAUUUUGGAGAGGUGGACGAUGAAUGCAAAAAGUCGCGUCGUGGAUGGGAUAUGCGUCGAUGAGGGGCCAUUGGAGAUAGUCCCAUCAUCAUUAGUGAUGAAGCAUCGUUUGAUGAGAUAG
Molecule: messenger RNA, 888 nt
Organism: Carya illinoinensis
Lineage: Eukaryota; Viridiplantae; Streptophyta; Magnoliopsida; Fagales; Juglandaceae
Product: protein FAR1-RELATED SEQUENCE 5-like
Exons: 1
Coding region: 1-888 (295 amino acids)
Biological process (GO): regulation of DNA-templated transcription
Molecular function (GO): zinc ion binding
Source: RefSeq, a predicted model, not a curated record